This is a messenger RNA of Musa acuminata AAA Group (dessert banana), 634 nucleotides long. Its product is annotated as early nodulin-like protein 3. NCBI's taxonomy places the organism in Eukaryota, Viridiplantae, Streptophyta, Magnoliopsida, Zingiberales, Musaceae. The record is from RefSeq and is a predicted model, not a curated record. The transcript has 2 exons. Gene Ontology annotation, cellular component: plasma membrane. Gene Ontology annotation, molecular function: electron transfer activity. Bases 1 to 534 code for a protein of 177 amino acids.
AUGACGUCGACAGCUAUUGUUUUGGUGGGAGUUGUGCUGGGUUUGGUUUCCUCAGGCUGGGCUUACGAGUUCCACGUCGGUGGAAGCCAUGGAUGGGUGGAACACCAUCACGAGAAAUACAACAGCUGGGCCGAGAGGAAUCGGUUCCAAGUCAAUGACACGCUCCUGUUCAAGUACAAUCCAGGGAAAGACUCUGUUUUGGUGGUGACGGAGACUGCCUACAAGUCAUGCAACGUGACCAGCCCCAUCCAAAGCUACACCGAUGGCAACACCAUCUUCAAGUUUAACCACUCCGGCCCCUUCUACUUCAUCAGCGGCGCCGCCGGCCACUGCAAUCGUGGCCAGAGGCUCAUCGUGGUCGUGUUGGCUCUCAGACACCACAAGUCCCAUCGGCUACCCCCACCGGCGGUGGCGCCGACCCCGUCGACACAUGGAAGUCCACCGCCAUCCUCCUCUGCAUCGGGUUCGGCCGUUUCGAGAGUGUACCUCGGAGUGAUGGUGGCCAUGGCGCUGGGACGUGCGCUUCUAAUUUGACUCGGCGGAUGAAAUCUGCCGAUCCUCUUUGUCUUGUUGCUCUGCCUAUUGUUGGUUGUAAUCUGAACCACCCCCCAGCCAGAAUUAUUAACUUGAUUGA